Talpa occidentalis (Iberian mole) is the source of this 529-nucleotide messenger RNA. RefSeq names its product cyclic AMP-responsive element-binding protein 5-like. The record is from RefSeq and is a predicted model, not a curated record. Gene Ontology annotation, biological process: regulation of transcription by RNA polymerase II. Gene Ontology annotation, molecular function: DNA-binding transcription factor activity, RNA polymerase II-specific; cAMP response element binding. Lineage: Eukaryota; Metazoa; Chordata; Mammalia; Eulipotyphla; Talpidae. The transcript has 5 exons. The coding region runs from base 62 to 508 and encodes 148 amino acids.
CCCUUCACCCGGGCUCCGCUCUUGCCUGCUCCACACUUGUUUGCUUUAUGAGGAAUCCAAGAUGAAUUUGGAGCAGGAGAGGCCAUUUGUCUGCAGUGCCCCAGGCUGCUCCCAGCGCUUCCCAACAGAGGACCAUCUGAUGAUUCACAGGCACAAGCAUGAAAUGACUUUGAAGUUCCCCUCAAUAAAAACAGACAAUAUGUUAUCAGAUCAGACUCCAACCCCAACGAGGUUCCUGAAGAACUGUGAGGAAGUGGGACUCUUCAACGAGCUGGACUGUUCCCUGGAGCAUGAGUUCAGGAAGGCUCAGGAGGAGGAGAGCAGCAAGAGGACUAUCUCAAUGCAUAGCACAGUUGGUGGGGCCAUGGCGGGGCCCGGAGCUCACCAGCUUGGCAGCACCCGGAUGCCCAGCCAUGACACCAGCGUGGUGAUUCAGCAAGCCAUGCCGUCACCCCAGUCCAGCUCUGUCAUCACACAGGCGCCUUCUACCAACCGCCAGAUCGGGUAAGAGACCUCCUCGGCUGCCUCU